CCGCCGCAGUUGCCAGGCCCGUUCUCGGUGCCGCGCUGCUCCCGGUGCUGCCGGGCCCGGCCCCGCCGCCAUGGGCGCUCACCUGGCGCGGCGUUACCUGUGGGACGCGGAAGGAGAGCCCGACCCGCUGAACAUGCCGUCCUUCCCCCCCGACCUGGGCAUGCCGCGCCGCCAGCCCCGCUCCAUGGUGGCCUCGGCGGCACAGCUGGCGCAGGGCCACGUGCCCCUGGAGCAGAGGGACUUCUGUGGCCACCACCUGCUGCGGCUGCUGCGAUGUCACCGCGACAACUUCCCCGUGCCCUGGGGCUGCCACGAGCUGCGCCACGCCUGGGACAACUGCCAGCACGAGGACUACGUGAUGCGCAUGAAGGAGUUCGAGCGCGAGCGGCGCCUGCUGCAGCGCCAGAAACGGCUCCGGCAGCGCCACGGGGACACCGAGUGACACCUGGGGACACCGUGGUGACAAUGACACAAGGCCACCCCCACGCAAUAAACCCGCCGAGUGACA
Molecule: messenger RNA, 508 nt
Organism: Cinclus cinclus
Lineage: Eukaryota; Metazoa; Chordata; Aves; Passeriformes; Cinclidae
Gene: NDUFB7
Product: NADH:ubiquinone oxidoreductase subunit B7
Exons: 3
Coding region: 71-442 (123 amino acids)
Cellular component (GO): mitochondrion
Source: RefSeq, a predicted model, not a curated record